Molecule: messenger RNA, 13803 nt
Organism: Trypanosoma theileri
Lineage: Eukaryota; Euglenozoa; Kinetoplastea; Trypanosomatida; Trypanosomatidae
Product: putative dynein heavy chain
Exons: 1
Coding region: 1-13803 (4600 amino acids)
Biological process (GO): microtubule-based movement
Cellular component (GO): dynein complex
Molecular function (GO): dynein light intermediate chain binding; ATP binding; dynein intermediate chain binding
Source: RefSeq, a predicted model, not a curated record
AUGAGAAACGGAUCGACAGAUGUCGUGGCGAAGAAUGACCCGCGCCUUGCGUGGUUCGUCUCCCGCAUCACGAGUUGUCUCUGCGGCAUUGAGAUCAGCGCCGUUGAGGAACUCCUCUCCGACAACGUUGCAGUAGCGACGAUUCUCGCCGUGUUUGAAAACGAAAAAGAGCCAUUCGUUGUGGUCUACACACGUGAGGGAGGCGUAAUGGAGGGAGAGAAUGGCACUAAGGUUUCUAUGGAGACACAGCUUAAAAAUACACCAAAGCUUAUGGUUACAACACAGGCAUUAGUUAAUACAAAUAUCACAGGUUCAGCCAAUUACCCACCAGAUAGGACGAGGUGCAUCUUCUUCGUUCGUGUAAAUCAUGUACAGUUAACCCCGGAAUCAGUGGGAGACUGGAAAAAAAAUCUGGAGUCUCCUAUUCACAGGGCUUUUGAGAUCUCAUGUAUGGUGGUUCCCUCAUUGGCUUCAUUUCAUAACCUUUUGAAAUACGCUUAUAGACCCAUUGUUGAGGAUGUGGAGGCGGCAGCUCGACGAAGUAGAUCGAUUGCCACUAAAAAAGUUACCAAUAAGCAUUUAUACACAGAAAUCUUAAAUUGGGUACACCGUGUGGAUAUGCAAAUGACAGGUUUUAGAAAUCAAGUUUGCGCAGAGAGACGUCUCCCAAUGCCACAAGCUCUUAUUUCUAUGGGUUGUAAUGAUUCUGGUUUAGCAUCUGCCUUAGCUAAUGAAGAUGUUAUUAAACAGAUUGAUAUUACCGUAUCUCAAUGGCAAGCAGAAAUUAGUUAUGCUAUGUCACUAGAUCCUCAGAAGGAGGGUCCAUUAGGAGAAAUUGAAUAUUGGCGUGAAAAAUAUAGUACUAUUAGUGCACUAUAUGAACAAAUUAACUCUCCAGAAGCGAAAUUUAUUUUGAAAGUAGCAAAAGAAGCGGAAUGUAAUUCUUUUCAUUUAAUUUCUACUACAAUUCAACAAUUUUUUCGUCAAUAUGCAGAAGCAAAAGAUAAUGUGAAAUUUCUUGGUACAUUAGAUCGUCAUUUCCGUACUCUUCAAGGUGUAACCCCAGGGACAGGUUCUCUUCAACCUAUAAUUGAUACCUUAUCAUCUAUGAUGACUGGUAUACGAAUGGUAUGGAUUAUUUCACGUUAUUACUGUACAGAAGAACGAAUGGUAGGAUUAUUGGAAAAAAUUGGAAAAUUAAUAGCUCAAAAAGUUUCACAGCAUAUAGAUUUUCGUGGAAUUUUAAGCUUACCCUUUACAGAAGCAAAAAAUAAAGUUUUGGAAGGACAACAGUGUUUAUUGAAAUGGAAGUCAACAUAUAUCAAUGUUCAAGAAGAAAUUAAUAGCAGUGAACGUGAACAACCUUGGAAUUUUAAUCAAAAAAGGUUAUUUGAAACUACUGAUUAUAUGUCUGACCGUUGUACAGAUUUAUUGGAAAUAAUAGAAACAAUGGAAUACUAUACCACCGUACUUGGAGCUCAAUUAAAAACGGUAUUAACUGAUACUACUGGAAUUGAACGCAUCUUAAAAGAUGUAGAAAAAGUUAAAAGACCUUUUGAGACUCUUACUUUUGAUCCUUUUGAACGUAAAACAACACACAACUGGCAGGUUGUUUUCUCUAAUUUUGUAAAUACCGUUGCCAAUUUGGAUCAUGAAGUUUCUGCAUUUAUUAACAAAAUAUUUGAUGAUGAUCUUCGUAGUGCCGAAUCGGCAUUUGAGCUUCUUCUUUCUUUCAAGUGUAUUGCCUCUCGUCCACAGCGGGCAGGAGAAGCCUUUGAUACCGCCUCACUUCUCUCAGAGAAGGCUGAUCGAAUUCUCGCGCAGUACUUCAGUGAAGUUGAACGGGUUCGCGCGAUCUUUCUUGAGCACUGUGAUAAUCCCCCACUCACAAAGAAUCAACCACCGGUUGCGGGUUCUAUUCAUUGGAGUACAUCACUCUUUCAACGUUUAAAGAGACCUAUUGUACGUUUUCAACAGGAAGGAAUGCUCACAACAACGAUGGGACGUCAAGUACGGGCGAAAUAUGUAGAAGUAGCUCGACAAAUGAAAGAAUACGCAACUUCUCGGUUUAUGCAAUGGAGUGAAAGAGUUCGACAAAGUACGACAGCUUCUCUUAAAAUGAAUAUUUUACGCAAAGGACCAGAUGAUACAUAUGUUACCAACUUUGAUAUGGGACUCUUUGAUGUGAUACGAGAAACAAAAUAUUUGGAUCGUUUAGGGUUUGAAGUUCCACAAGAAGCACUUAACGUGACUUUACAAGAUGAAUCUUAUCAUACAAAUGUAGAUGCACUUAAGGCAAUGUUACUUAAUUUUAAUUAUGAAUUACAAAGUGCAUUAGAAGGUCCUGAACGUGUUAUUUUGGCUAAAAAUAUUCGAGAAUUAAAACUUGCAUUAGAACCAGGAAUUCAUGAUAUUAAUUGGACAAGUUUAGGAAUUCCUGAUUUUGUAAUGAACUGUGAACGUGCUAUUACUAAAUUCCGAAAUUUAAGUCGUGAAGUACGUAAACGAGCAGAUCAUAUUCAAACACAAGUUGUUAAUAAAAUUGGUUCUUCUAAACUUAUGCCGGAAUAUGAACAAUUACUACAAACAGGCGGUGAAUUACCAGAGUUACAAGUACUGGUAGACACAAUUGAACGUCGUCGUUCAGAUCUUGUGGAUGCCUGUGUACGUGCAUACCGAACGGCGAAACCGCUCUUAACAAAAGUAGAGAGUCAACUGGUUGGAACCCACACAGGAAAAUGUCUUGCCCUUGAAAGUUACUAUCAACAUUGGGAAAAUCGUAUUUGGAAAGCUCUAACACGCAUGGUAUUAAACUCACUUGUAUCCUUUGCAAAGAUGCUUGGAUACCGUGGAUCUUCAUCUACUACAAGACGUCCUCCUCUUUUUAAAGUAAUGAUAUUUCUUACAACCGAACCUACGUAUUCACCUCCACAACAAGAAAUUACAAGUGCUUUCCAUAAAGUUCAAUCAGGAAUUAUUGAAUCUACACAACGAUUCCGACGUUGGAUGCGGGGAACAUGUAUUGAAUUUACACAAGGAGAAUUGGUACCACGACCACCUGAAGGUGAACAUGAAACACUUUUUACAUAUUAUCAAGAUAUUAAUAAUCUUCCUCAGGUAUACAAAUUACAAGCUGUUAUUAACCGUACCAUUCAAACCCAUUUAUCUUCUCUUGCGACAAAUAUUAAAAUGCUUCAAAGAUACCGUUUUAUUUAUCUUGCAGAUAAGAAACUUUCUGUUGAACAGCAAGCCAAGAGUCAAUUUCAUUGGAUUGAUUAUGAUGCGAAAUUUCAAUUAUAUUUUAAUAUGAUUGCAGAUUUUGAUGCAGAAGAUCAUACACAUGAUUUUGGAUUUAUGCGAUGUGAUGAAAAUUCUUUUUACUCUGAAUUAGUAGAACAUGUUCAUCAAUGGAUUGCUAUGGAAGGAGCACAAAUGAAUGAUACAGUUCGAGCACGUAUGCAAAAACGUCUGAAACAAAUUAUUCUUGUUAAUGAGAAUUUACAAAAACCCUGUGAAAAAAUUGAUGAUUUAAAAUUUGUAUUAGAGGUUAUGCAUGAUGCACGUGCUUCUUCUUUAGAUGUGGAACAAGAUAUCAGUGAAAUUAAAUAUAUUUAUGAAUCUAUUAUGCACUUUGGUGUAAAGGUGGAUGCUGAUGAACUAAGUCAAGCAAUGAGUCUUCACAAUUUAUGGGAAUGUACACUGGCCAGAUUACAUAAUGCUGAAAAAGAAUUAGAACCAAAGAAACUUCAGUUUAGAGAACAUACACAUAAUGAAGUGGUUAAUUUUCUUGAAAAGUGUAAAGCUGUAUUACAGGAAUAUCAUGAAAAGGGACCUGGUCGUUCUGGUAUUGAUUUACAAGAGGGGAAUCGUCUUAAAAAGGAAUGGCGAGAACAUUUAACUCAACUUCAGGCUAGACGUGAUCAAUUAACAAAAGCAGAAAAACUUUUUGGUUUACCUUUAACAAGUCAUACACAUUUACAACAACUGAAUGAAGAGUUAACAAAGGUAGAAACUGUGUAUGAAUUAUAUGAACAAUGGAUGGCUAUUCUAAGACGUUGGAACCGUAGUAGUUGGAAAGAUCUUCUUUUAGAAGAUUUACAAACUACUACAGAAGAGAAAGUGAAACGAGCACGUGUACUUGGUAAAACUUACGGUAAUGUAGAUCCUUUCUCUGAUGUUCAACAAGUUAUAUUGAAUUUUUAUUCCUCAUUACCACUUUUGGCUAAAUUAAAGAGUCCAGCACUAAAACAACGCCAUUGGAUGGAAUUAAUGCGAGUCACAGGUAAACAAUUCUCUAUUGAACAAAUUAACCUGGAUGAUUUUAUUGCUAUGGAAUUAUACCGAUUUACAGAUGAAAUUGAUAACAUUGUUGUAGGAGCAGCAAGAGAAUUAGCAGUUGAAAAGGAUAUAUCUGCUGUAAAAGAAUUUUGGGCAAAAGCUGAAUUUUCACCUGUACCGUAUGAACCUCGAAAAGGAGAUGUACGUUGUUGUGUUUUAAGUGAUACUUCAGAAAUUCAAGAAGCCGUAGAUGAUAAUAUUCUUAAAAUGCAAUCUAUUGCUAAUGUAAAAUGGGCUCAACCAUUUAUGGAUGAUGUGAAACUAUGGGAAAAGAAGUUAUCAACCAUAGGGGAUGUCAUUACGGUAUGGAUUGUUGUACAAAUGAAAUGGCAGUACUUGGAGUCUAUUUUUAAAGGAAGUGAUGAUAUUGCGAAUCAACUUCCUAAAGAAACUGCUAAAUUUAAUGAUUUGGAUAAAAAAUUUGUUCGUAUUAUGAAUGAAACAACAUCUACUCCUAAUGUGGAUAUUUCUUGUAAUGUUACUGGAAGAUUAGAUGAAUUCCAUUACUUGGAGGAAAAACUUGAAGAAUGUCAAAAAGAUCUUUCAAACUAUCUUGAAACUAAACGACGUAUGUUUCCACGAUUUUACUUUAUUUCAGAUGAUGAACUUCUCUCUAUUUUGGCAGCUAGUGGUGCAAAAUCUGUACAGGAUCAUAUGUUAAAAAUGUUUGAUAAUUGUGCAAGUUUAUUAUUAAAAAGUAGUGAAGAUGAUACUAUUUGUGGAGUAAAAUCUCAAGAAGGUGAACGGGUAAUCUUUGAUCGUCAAGUACCUGUUGAUGGAAUACCAGUUGAAGAAUGGUUACAAUCUGUUUUAGAAGAAUCACAUUCAACAUUACAUGACCUUGUUAAAGCAGGUGUUUAUUAUUAUCCACGUAUGAAACGUUUGGAAUGGGUAAAUAAGUAUCAUGGAAUGGUUACACUUACUGGAGCAAAGAUUUGGUGGACAUUUGAAGUAGAAGAUGCAUUUAAUGCAGUAAAAAAAGGUAAAAAGAGUGCUGUAAAAGAACUUUCUGGAAAACUUACACAACAAUUAAUUGAUCUUGUAGGAGAAAUGGAUAGGGAUAUUGAAAAACAAUACGCUAAAAAGAUUAAUACACUUAUUAUUGUAGAUGUUCAUGGACGUGAUAUUGUUGAUCGUUUUGUACGAGAUUCUGUAACAGAUGCUCGGGAAUUUGAUUGGGAAUCUCAAUUACGAUUCUACUGGGAACGUGAAGGAGAUACCUGUAUUAUUCGUCAAUGUACUGGUAGAUUUAAUUAUGGUUAUGAAUAUAUGGGAUUAAAUGGUCGUCUUGUGAUUACGCCAUUAACCGAUCGCUGUUUCAUGACAUUAACUCAAGCCUUAUCUUUUUACCUUGGUGGAGCUCCUGGAGGACCUGCUGGAACUGGCAAGACGGAAUCUGUAAAAGAUCUUGCGAAGGCGUUGGCGAUUCAAUGUGUUGUAUUUAACUGUGGUGAGGGUCUUGACUACAAGGCGAUGGGAACCAUCUUCUCUGGUCUCUCGCAAACUGGAUCCUGGGGCUGCUUUGAUGAGUUCAACCGUAUUGAACUCCCUGUGCUCUCGGUGGUGUCGGAGCAGCUGCGCAGCAUUCAAAGUGCCCUCAAGACGGGCGAGUCGGAGUUCUUCUUCGGCGACAGCACCAUCCGCCUCGUGCCGACGGUGGGGGUCUUCAUCACGAUGAACCCCGGGUACGCCGGCCGUGUGGAGCUGCCCGACAAUCUCAAGGCCCUCUUCCGCCCAGUGGUGAUGGUCGUGCCGGACAUGGAACUCAUCGCGGAGAAUAUGCUCUUCUCGGAGGGAUUCACCACCGCACGCGAACUCGCAAAGAAGAUGGUUACGCUCUACCAACUCGCACGGGGACAGUUGUCCAAACAACAUCACUACGACUGGGGUCUGCGUGCAUUGAAGGCAGUACUCGUCAUGGCCGGACAACUCAAACGUGGGGCCCCAGAACUUACAGAGGAAUCUGUGUUAAUGCGAGCAUUGCGAGAUAUGAAUACACCAAAGUUUGUUGCAGAGGAUGAACCACUCUUUAAGGGACUUAUUGGAGAUCUUUUCCCAGGAUUAGAUCCAACAAGGGCUCCACAGGAAAAUCUCUCACGUGCUGCAAAGAAAGUUUUUAAAGAGAAAGGAUUCUUUGUGGAUGCCAAACAAGUGGAUAAGGUGGUACAAUUGUAUGAGACUAUGCAAACACGACAUACUUCUAUGGUUGUAGGUCCUACUGGUGGAGGAAAAUCUACUGUGAUUGAUUGUCUUUGUCGUGCACAGACAGAUCUUGGAUUACCCACAAAGAUAUAUAUUAUUAAUCCAAAGGCACAACCAACUACUGUACUUUAUGGUGUUAUGGAUCCAUUAACCCGAAGUUGGACGGAUGGUAUAUUUUCUAAUAUUUUCCGUUCUAUUAAUCGUCCUAAUGAAGGUAGUAGUCGUGAACGUCGUUAUGUGGUUUUUGACGGUGAUGUAGAUGCUAAAUGGGUAGAAGAUAUGAACUCUGUUAUGGAUGAUAAUAAAUUAUUAACACUUCCAAAUGGAGAACGUAUUAGACUUCGACCUACAAGUUCUCUUCUUUUUGAAGUUGGAGAUCUUCAGUAUGCUUCACCUGCAACUGUUUCACGUGUUGGUAUGGUAUUCCUUGAUCCAGUAAACCUUAGUUGGCAACCUUUUAUCUAUUCAUGGAAGAUAAGGAGACCUAAAGAUGAAGUGGAAACUCUUAAUGAAUUAAUUGAUAAAUAUGUAGGACCACUUGUAGGUUUUAUGUUUGAUGGUCUAGAUGGAGAUUCAGUAGUAGACCCACCAAAACUUGUGAUUCCAGCUACAGAUCUUAAUAUGGUUCGACAACUUACUACUAUGUUAGAUACAGUUUCUCCACAACGUGUAGCAUUAGAACCUAAAGCAUUACAAUGUGUUUUCCUCUUUUCUUGUGUUUGGAGUUUUGGAGCUUUAAUUGCUACAAGUCAAGAUCGACUACGUUUUGAUAAAUUUUUAAAGAAAAUAAGUGGAUGGAAUUUACAGGAUGUUGGUGAGAAUUUCUUAACUCGUUUUGUGGGUAGUGGAUCUUUACCAGAACGUAAAACACUUUAUGAUUACUACUUUGAUCUUGAAGACAAUCGAUGGAAACCGUGGCAUAUACUUGUUAAACCUUUUGUACGGCAACCGAAUUCGAAAUUUGGUUCACUUUUAGUUUCAACUGUUGAUACAGAGAGAAAUAUGUGGCUAUUAAAUAAGAUUGUUCUCAAUCGUACUCCAGUUAUGCUUGUUGGAGAAAGUGGAACUGCAAAAACCGUAACGAUUCAAGCCUAUCUUAAACAACUAAAGCAAAGUUCACUAGAAAAAGGUGCUGUUUCAGAUGAAGAGGUUCAUUUAGAAGAAAUAUUACUUGAAUUAAACUUUAGUUCUAGGACUACGAGUCUUGAUGCACAACGUGCGAUGGAAGAUAAUAUAGAGAAACGAACACAUACAGUCCUUGGACCCCCUGCAAAGAAAAGACUUGUCGUAUUUGUAGAUGAUGUUAACAUGCCCAAGGUGGAUUUAUAUGGUACACAACAACCAAUUGCCUUUUUGAAAUUACUUAUUGAACAUCAUUCAUGGUAUGAUCGAAAAGAUUUACUUUUCAAAAAUGUACGAGAUACUCAAUUUGUUGCUGCCAUGGCUCCUCCAGGUGGUGGUCGAAAUGCUCUGGAUCCUCGUUUUGUUUCACUAUUUACAGUAUUUAAUAUUUUAUUCCCAUCUGAUGAAUCUAUUUACACUAUUUAUGGACAAAUUCUUCGUGAUGCAUACAAAUCUAUGGAAAAGGAAAUAACAGAAGUUCCAAAUACUCUUACGUCCAUGACAUUACGUUUAUACCAACAACUUGUUACUGCUCUUCCUGCAACACCUACGAAAUUUCAUUAUAUUUUUAAUUUACGUGAUUUAUCACGAGUGUAUGAAGGAUUAUGCCGUGCUACCCCAUCUAAGUUUGUUGAAACUAAAGAUAUUGUAAGACUUUGGUGUAAUGAAAUUACUCGUGUAUUUGUGGAUCGAAUGUCAGAUCAAAGUGAUAAGGAAUUUGUUUCCAAACUUAUUCAUGAAGAAAUUUCAAGUAAUUUCCCAGAUGUGGUAGACUAUGCAGUGGCAGAACCAUUUAUGUUUGGAGAUUUUGGAGAUUUUGAACCCGAUAGCGAGUUGGAACGUUUACAUAUUUAUGAAGAUUUUGGUGCUGAAUAUACAAAGGCUCGUACUCUCGUUGAAUCUAUAUUGGAUGAUAUCAAUACACCAACAAAGAAAAUGGAUUUGGUUAUGUUUGAUAUGGCAUUAGAUCAUUUAUUACGUAUUACUCGUGUUAUUUCGCUUCCACGCGGAAAUUGUUUACUCGUUGGUGUUGGUGGUAGUGGUAAACAAUCCCUUACAAAAUUUGCAUCUGCUUUAUGUCAAAUGGAUGUUUUUGAAAUUGUGUUAUCACGUAAUUAUAAUGAAGAUGCUUUCCGUGAAGAUCUUAAACGACUUUAUGCUCGUGUUGGUGUAGAGAACAAGAAAGUAGUUUUUCUCUUUAUGGAUAGUCACGUUAAAGAGGAAGGAUUUCUUGAACUCAUUAACAAUAUGUUGGCUUCUGGUAUGGUGCCUGCACUCUUCGCAGAGGAUGAGAAGGAACCACUUUACAACAGUGUGGCUGCAGAAGUGGAGGCGAGUGGACUUGCACCUUCAAAGGAUAAUAAAUGGACCGCAUUUGUUUCUCGUUGUCGUGAUAAUCUUCACGUUGUUCUUUCUAUGAGUCCCUCUGGUGAUGUACUUCGAACGCGUUGUCGUAACUUCCCAAGUCUUAUUAAUAAUACCACUAUUGAUUGGUUUCAAAAAUGGCCAUCGCAGGCACUUGAGGCCGUUGGUACACGAAUGUUGCAGGAUGAAGAUUUACCGGAAGAGUUAAAACGUACUAUUGCCAGUCAUGCCGUUUAUGUUCACAUGACAGCAGAUGAACUCUCUGCACGUUAUCAAGCCGAGUUAAAACGACAUAAUUAUGUUACACCAAAGAAUUUCUUAGGGUUUUUGGCAAAUUACUCUAGACUUCUUAUUACACGUCGAGAAGAAAUUGAUGAUUUGGUAAAUAAAUUUGCAAUUGGUCUGGAGAAACUUGAUCGUGCUCAGGAGGAUGUAAAAGUUCUACAAGAAGAACUUGCAGAGAAGGAAAUUACAUUGCAUGAAAAACAGGAAAUUAAUGAACGUAUGACGAAUGAAAUUAAAGAGCAAAAAACAAGAAAUGAGAAACGUAAAUCAGAGGCUAUAGCAAUGGAAGAAGCUCUUAGUGUACAAAAUGCUGAAAUUGAAAAGGAAAGUGCAGAAGCACAAGAAGUAUUAGAUCUUGCAAUGCCUGCUCUUGAAGAGGCUAUGGAGGCGGUUAAACAUAUUAACCCAAAGAGUAUUACAGAGUUGAAGUCCUUCGCGAAACCACCCGUCAGUGUUGUGGCAGUCGUUCGUAUGGUUUGUGUUGUGAAGGGUGUACCAGCAACGUGGGAAUCUGGAAAGAUUAUGAUGGGACAGAAUGACUUUAUUCGAUCAUUAAUUGAUAUUGAUUCUCUUGCACCAACAUUAAAUCAAGGUAAAAUAAAUGAAAUUAACAAGAUUUUAAAAGAAUUUCCUGUUAAUUCAAAUGACUUGAAAAAAGUAAGUUUGGCCGCUUCUGGUUUAAUGAUUUGGGUUGAGGCUAUGAAAGCCUAUUGGAAUACGGCUAAGGAAGUGUUACCUAAACAAGCACGUGUGCGGGAACUACAAGAGGCUAAGGCAAACGCUGAACGACAAUUAAGUGCAUGUCAAGAAGAGAUUGAGGAACUUACCGUAAGUCUUCAGAGACUUGAGGAACAACUUGAAGCAGGAAUGAAUGAGGCAAGACAAUUACAACAAGAAAAAGCUUUAAUGGAACGUCGUCUAAACGCUGCUAGAAAAUUAUUGGAUGGUUUUGGUUCUGAACGUGUACGUUGGGCACAACAGAAAUAUACUUUAGGAGAUGUACGUAAUCGUCUUGUAGGUGAUUGUUUAGCAGGUGCUGCCUUUUUAUCAUAUCUUGGGGCUUUUACUUUCCAAUAUCGACAGGAAGCACUUGAGACCAUGUGGCUUAAAGAUAUUCGUGAACGUGAUAUUCCUCUUACAGAAGAUUUUGCAAUUCAACGUCUCUUAACAGAUGAAGUUUCUAUUUCCCAAUGGGCUAGUGAUGGUUUACCAUCAGAUGAUCUCUCUGUUCAAAAUGGUAUUCUCACUACCAUGAGUACGCAAAGUCUUGGAAAAGGUAGAAAAGCAGGACGUGUAAGAUUUCCUCUUUGUAUUGAUCCUCAAAUGCAAGCUGUUAAUUGGAUUAAACGACAACAUAAUUCUAAUCCUCGAUUUGAAUGUGCUUCUUUUAGUGAUUCAGAUUUCCUUAAAAGGUUAGAAUUUGCUAUUCAAUACGGUAAUCCAUUCUUAUUUGAAGGUGUGGAUGAAUUUAUUGAUCCUAUUGUAGAUUCUGUGCUGGAUCCACAAUUCCGUGAAGACUCUGGUCAACGAGUUAUACGAAUAGGUGAUAAAGAUAUUGUAUGGGAUCCUAAUUUUAAAUUAUAUCUUUGUACAAAAUUACCAAAUCCAGAGUACCCAGCUGAAGUGUUUGGAAAAACAAUGGUGAUUAACUAUGGUGUAACAGAGGAUGGUCUUGAAAGUCAAUUGUUAAACUAUGUUGUGGCAAGUGAACGUAGUGAUUUACAACAUCAAAGUGAAGAACUUGUACAAACUAUGGCUGAAAGUCGUGCACAACUAAAAGAUCUUGAAGAUACUUUAAUUCGUGAACUUACUUUGGCAACUGGAAAUAUUCUUGAUAAUGAUGAACUUAUUGCUACAUUAGAAAAUACCAAAAGUAGUGCAACGGAGGUACAACAAAAACUUGAACAAGCAAGAGAAACUGCACGUGUAACAGAAAUAUCUAGACAAGAAUAUCGUCCUGCCGCUAGAAGAGGUGCUGUUCUUUAUUUUGUUAUUUCAGAACUUUCAAUGAUUAACUCUAUGUAUGAGUAUUCUCUUUCUGCAUUUUUACAUGAUGUCUUUGGAUACUCUAUUACAAAGAGUGAUGCCUCUUUUGAAAUUAAAGAUCGUCUGAAUAAUAUUAUUCGUGCCCUUACAUAUAACCUUUAUUGUUAUGUUUGCAUGGGAAUAUUUGAAAAGGAUAAAUUAAUGCUUUCUUUCCAAAUGGCAAUUCGUCUUCUUUCACAAGAAGGUCGUUUGGAACGUAAUGAAUUAGAAUUCUUUUUACGUGGUUGUGUUUUGGCAUCAAAAGAUUAUCCACAAAACCCUGUAGAUUGGUUAACCGCACGUCAAUGGAAUGAUAUUUGUAGACUUACCACUACAUGUAGUGUUUUCUCAAAUCUUUGUAAUGAUGUAACAAAUAACCCAGAGGAAUGGCGUAAUUGGUCAUCAUUAGAUCGUCCUGAAGAUCCAACUAAUAUUAUACCUUGUGGAUAUAGUGAACGUAUUACUGAAUUUCAACUUCUUUGUCUUCUUCGUUGUUUCCGUGUGGAUCGUGUCUAUACCGCUGCUACAAACUUUAUUAGCAAUUGUGAUCUUCUUGGAGAAAAAUAUGUUAUUCCUCCAAUUUUACGUUACAAGGAUGUACUGGAUAAGAGUUCUGCUACUGCACCUAUUGUAUGUAUUGUUUCUCCUGGGGCUAAUCCAACUGAUGAGAUUAUUAAAUUAGCUACAAAAGAAGUUGGAAUUCAAAAAUUACGAUCUAUUUCACUUGGUCAAGGUCAAGGAGAAGAAGCAAUGAAACUUGUUGAAGUAGGUGUUGUUCGAGGUCAAUGGGUUCUACUACAAAAUUGUCAUUUACUUACGAAAUGGAUGAAAGAACUUGAAAAAUUUAUUGAAAAAAUGGAUCAAUCACCACCAUUAGAAGAAUUUCGUUUAUGGUUAACUACAGAACCUAGUAAAGAAUUUCCAAUGGGUAUUUUACAAAGAUCAUUAAAGGUUGUAAAUGAACCACCAAAUGGACUUAAAAUGAACAUGAAGAAUACACUUUCUAGGGUAACAGAAGAUCAACUUGAAGCAUGUAUGCAUAGUGCUUUUAGACCUUUGGUAUUUACAUUAGCCUUUUUCCAUGCAGUUGUACAAGAACGUCGAAAAUACGGUAAAAUUGGUUGGAAUGUUGUUUAUGAUUUUAAUGAAACUGAUUUUUCAGUUUCUAUGCGUCUUCUUGAUACAUACUUGACGAAAGCUUAUCAAAAUAAUGAUCCUAUUCCAUGGGAUACAUUACGUUAUCUUGUGGGUGAGGCUAUGUAUGGAGGUCGUGUUACUGAUAGUAUGGAUCGACGUAUAGUGAAAACAUAUCUUGAAGAAUAUUUUGGUGAUUUCCUCUUUGAUACCUUUCAAUCAUUCCAUUUUUAUAAAAACGAUGAGGUGGAUUAUUGUCUUCCUCCAGACAGUACAGAUCCAAACAAACGGGUUACAUUACAGCAAAUGUUGGCUCAUGUGGAAUCUCUUCCAAAGGAUAAUACACCAGAAGUAUUUGGUUUACACCCUAACGCCGAAACGGGAUAUCUACGAAAUGCGGCAGAAAGUAUGUGGUUAAGUUUGAUUGAAUUAAUGCCUCGUUCAGGAAAAGCAGCAGCUAGUGGUAGUGAAUCACGAGAAGAUGUCUUGUUAAAACUUGCAGAAGAUAUUUUAUCACAGAUACCUGAACCUUUAGACCGUAAGAGAAUUAUGAGAAAAGAAAAAGAACGUGCACAGGAGAAAGGGUAUAGUAAUUUACAACCUACUCAAGUUGUUUUAUUACAGGAGAUAGAAAGAUGGAAUAAAUUAGUAGGAGUAAUGGUUUCAUCUCUUAAAGAGUUACAAAAAGCUCUUUCUGGUGCUAUUGGUAUGAGUAAUGAACUUGAUGAACUGGCGUCUUCUUUACAUAAUGGUCUUCUUCCAGCUUCAUGGAAGAGAUAUGCACCAGCAACACGAAAGAAUUUAGGACGUUGGUUAGCACAUUUUCACAGACGCUGUAAACAAUACACAGAUUGGGCCAUGAAUGGUGAACCUAAAUGUAUGUGGUUAUCAGGUCUUAUGGUACCAGAAUCAUACAUUUCUGCACUUGUUCAGGUUACUUGCAGACGGUAUAAAUGGCCUUUAGAUCGUUCCUCUGUGGUCACAACAGUGACUUCUUUUAUGACCCCACAAGAGGUGCAGGAACGACCGAAGGAUGGGGCCUAUGUGACAGGAUUGUACAUUGAGGGUGCACGAUGGGAUACGAAGAAACAUGUUCUUGCGCCACAGAGGAAGAAGGAGUUAAUUUCAGAAAUGCCGGUAAUGCAGAUCGUUCCAACAGAGUCUUCAAAGGUUAAUUCAGUCUCUGUAUUUAAGACACCCGUCUAUGUUACUUCUGACCGACGUAACGCGGCAGGUGUGGGUCUUGUUUUUGAGGCUGAUUUGGCUACAGAUGCUCACGCAUCUAUCUGGACACUAGAAUCCGUCGCACUUAUCCUCGACUCAGAUGAUUAA